AUCGUCAUCUUCUUCACGCUUCUACUUUUCCUCUCCGGCUACGUACUGCAACAACGCACUGUCCAAGGACUCCGGGAGGCAGUGAAGCCUCGAAUUCCACAACGACCGUCGUCCCCGGGCUCAGAACAGGCGGAGCCCGACUUUGUUGAGCUGCAUCGCUCUCGACUGUUUGGGAGCGAUGGCGGCUCCAGGAUCAUCAAGGCCGAUAUCGAUCGAGACAUUCACACCGUAUCUGCACAAAAUGUCGACUGGGAUAGACUGGCGCAUGUGCAACUCGUGCAGGAGCACCAUCACUUGUGUGCAGCCAUCAUGGUUCUGGCAGGCCUGCAUCAGAUGAGAAGUCCUGCAAAGAGGGGGUUGAUGAUUCCGAGUGCGUGGGUGCAGGCAAAGACAAAAGGGGAGAGUGAAGAUCCAUAUCUCGACAGUACGAGACGGCUCUUAAAACUGGCUCACAGGAGGUAUGGCGUCUUUCUCCAACCCAUCGAGCCCAUAAGAAGUAGCGAAGAGGAAGGGGAGGUGUACUCGCUGGCGAGUGCCUACCGGUUGUAUGGAAGCUUCGAUCGUGUGCUGGUGAUCGAGACCCCGGGGCUUUUACUUGACGCAGAGCCUUUGGAUGCUGUUCUGGGAUUCACGGAGCCUUCACCAUUCGUCAUGCUUCACGACACAGUGAACAACGACAAUGUUCACUCCGAAGAUCUGUUCCUGAUCCAGCCAUCAAGGGCGACGUAUGAGCGUCUGAACACCACGUUGGCGGCUCCUGAGUAUGCUACAUAUAAUGACACAUACCUGUCAUCUCUAUUUCAAGAGCCAGUGCUAUUGGCAUCAAGCGCCGAGCACAGCGCUCUGAUCCGAUCGGUCGGCACGCUACAUGACGCUGUGCCCGGCAAGCCGUUCAAUUCGACUGCAUACUUGGAGAAUGUGGCUUAUAUCCGUUUCUCGGAUCCUAAGCUACCGGGUCCGCAAUACGACGUGCCAUUCGCGAUGAAGAGAGCAGCACGGCCGAAGCACAAAGACGCCGACUGGAUAUAUACGAAACUUUAUGGCGAGUAUGCACAAAAGAGAAUAGACAUUUGCGGACUGGAUCUAGAGACUUGGAGA
Molecule: messenger RNA, 1098 nt
Organism: Sphaerulina musiva SO2202
Lineage: Eukaryota; Fungi; Ascomycota; Dothideomycetes; Mycosphaerellales; Mycosphaerellaceae
Product: glycosyltransferase family 8 protein
Exons: 1
Source: RefSeq, a predicted model, not a curated record